This is a messenger RNA of Trichoplusia ni (cabbage looper), 2708 nucleotides long. RefSeq names its product mitochondrial glycine transporter B-like. NCBI's taxonomy places the organism in Eukaryota, Metazoa, Arthropoda, Insecta, Lepidoptera, Noctuidae. The record is from RefSeq and is a predicted model, not a curated record. Gene Ontology annotation, biological process: glycine import into mitochondrion. Gene Ontology annotation, molecular function: glycine transmembrane transporter activity. The transcript has 6 exons. The coding region runs from base 777 to 1658 and encodes 293 amino acids. Gene Ontology annotation, cellular component: mitochondrial inner membrane; mitochondrion.
AAAUUAUUAAUUUUAUAAUUAGUGCCAGUAAUUGGUAUCUUUAAAGUCAUCCGCAUGGACGCAUGGACAGUGCCAUUAUCCUUGUUAGUGGCGACCCUACGUUAUCAGAGCGACUCAUUACCCCCUAGUCAGUAGGCACGGAUACUUAUUAUCAUGUGGGGUGGACGAGCGCGACCUUCCACCUCGGUCACCCGCGAUGCCCACGUCCCCCGUCUGCCGCUGAUAACACCAUAUAUAAAUGAACGACACUUAUCGCCUCGCAUGUACUAGCUCAGUUAACGCUCAUCAAGCUAUCAGUGCGCUCGUAUUCUUAACAUAUUAUUCUUCAACUAAGUUUUCCCGCGUAAUCUUGUUGCUGUUCAGUUAUCUCAGUCCUCAUGGCUAAGUUCGUUGACCGUGAUUUUCUUUCUCCCUACUAAGUUCUCUCUGUGUGACUCUAAGUGGACUCUAUAAAAGUGCUACAAAACCCCUGUGAACGUCGUUUUUGCAGGAUCAAAGUUUCUUUUAAAAUUUACAGUGGCAUUAGCAUACAUGCAUUACUCGAGCGCUGUAUUGCAAAAAAUGACCAUUGCUUUGAAAUACCGCAUCAACCCUAUCUACUAUUCAGACUAUUCGGAUACGAUCUAGGAUCAUACCAAAAGCUAUUUAAGUUUAAAAGUUCUUUGUGCCAUUGGCUAUUUCAAUUUGAAUACUACAAGUUCGGAAUCUACUCUAAAGACAUCACCUGACAAAGGAUCAGUUUCCAUCUAAAAAGAAGGAAUUGAAUAUAUACCAGAAUGGAUAUUGUGGCAAACUACCACCCGGUGUUCAAAGCAUUUCUCGCGGGCUCUUUCUCCGGAACAUUCAGCACUAUACUGUUCCAGCCGCUUGACUUAGUGAAGACCCGCCUGCAGAACCCGAGCCAACAUGUUGUUGCGGCGACUGUCAACAGCCGAAUCCAACCCGGGAUGAUGACAAUCUUCUCGAACAUCAUCAGACAGGAUCAAAUAGUGGGUCUGUGGAGGGGCAUGGUGCCAUCCAUCGCACGCUGCGUGCCAGGGGUCGGCAUCUACUUCUCAUCCCUGCAAUGGUUGAAAUCCAAGAUGGGGAAGACGAAUGGCGACCUCGGAGCCUUGGAAGCCGUCACGCUGGGAGUCGUAGCUAGGACCAUGAGCGGUGUGGCUCUGAUACCCAUUACUGUGAUAAAGACUAGAUACGAGUCUGGAGUGUACAAAUACAACAGUCUGGGUGGUGCAUUGAAGGCCAUUUACAAAGCGGAGGGAAUCCGCGGCUUGUCGUGUGGGUUAGGACCAACCUUAGCUAGAGACGCGCCUUUCUCUGGACUGUACCUCAUGUUCUACUCGCAAACCAAACAAGCUGUGCCUAAAGAAUGGAUGCAGUCUCCCAGUGCAGCGAGUGUGGUACACUUCAGCUGCGGGAUCGUGGCAGGAAUAGCGGCGUCCCUCGCCACCAACCCGGCCGAUGUGCUGAAAACUAAGAUGCAGCUGUACCCGCACAAGUUCCCGAAUGCGUUCAGUGCAGCCGUACACAUACAACAGACAUACGGCAUAAAGGGUUACUUCAAAGGUGCGGUACCGAGAAUGCUGCGACGCACAUUAAUGGCGGCAAUGGCAUGGACCGUCUUCGAAGAGAUCACAAGAUCGAUCGGUUUAAAAUGAGAUUAAUUAUUAAUCGUAAUCUCAAUAAUUGUGAUAUUAUUAUUUGGGGAAGCACUGGGGUCCUACCAGCAUAAUGUGCCACUGUUCCAGUUGUGGAACAGAGAUGGCGCUCUACAAGGCGUAGUGUUGUCUCUAUCCCUCAGCUGCUACGGUGUUACGUUGACGUGGUGGUAGGCCCCCUACCAUUAUCUUAUGUUCCUAGAUACUUCAUCUGCCUAUAAUCGAAUAUUGUACGCUUUAAGUUUAUUUAUCAGUUUGUUCUUUGUUCUUAAGUAUUUUUGAUUUGUAAUCGUUUUCAUAUUUACUUUGUUAGACAAUUUUAUUUAGAUAGCACUUUAUUAUGUAGACUAGAGGGAGAUUUUAGACUAUUUUUGAUGUUUUAGUAUUUACAGUACAGCUGUUUUGCAGACCAUUUUUGAUAUUUAUUUUGUUUUGUGCUCUGAUAACUGAUAUAAUAAGAUAAAAUGUACUAAGUCGCGUGUAUGUCAAUUAUAAACUUACACGGACUAAAAUAUUUUCUUAUAACAAAUGUAAAAAUACUGAAUUCCUACGGGUUUAUCGUAGCUUCAUAAAAUAGUCAACGGAUAUAACUUUGUACAGUAAAUUCAACUCAUCUUCACUCGUGUCGUCAUGUGUGUGUACCGGUGUAAAUAUACAGUGAUGUUGUGUACUAAUACAGCUUUCGUGUGCUACUCACACAAAAUAAAGCUUUAAAAAUAAACAGUCGCUGUCAAUCACACGCACACAUAGUGUCGCGAGUAAAUGAGUUGAAGUUAACGGUCAGAUUUUGAAAAACGUACUGUUUAUAACAAUAGACUAAAACCAAUAGAUAUUUUCUAUUAACCAUUAAGUUUUUAUUGUUAGACAUAUCAGUGCCAUUUUUUAUUCUUUGCAUUUGCCGCCUUGUCAAAGUUAUAUCCGCCAUCUUUAAAAUGUGAAAUGUCAAAAUGGUCUGAUAACAUGUAUCUGAUUUAGUUUAUUUAAGUGUACAGUAUACCAAUGUACCUAUAUUGAUUUUAUUUUAAAUAAAUAAAAAAAACUUAUACACAU